Messenger RNA from Athalia rosae (coleseed sawfly), 688 nucleotides. RefSeq names its product cuticle protein 19-like. Gene Ontology annotation, cellular component: extracellular matrix. Bases 102 to 518 code for a protein of 138 amino acids. The record is from RefSeq and is a predicted model, not a curated record. The transcript has 3 exons. NCBI's taxonomy places the organism in Eukaryota, Metazoa, Arthropoda, Insecta, Hymenoptera, Athaliidae.
GUCGAAAUCUUAUAGUCGCAAAACACAACGGUAGCUCGGGUAUAUAACGGCGGACUUGCGAGCCAUUCUAUCAUUGAAUCGUACGACCAACAUUCAAGAACAUGGCAUUCAAGUUAGUCGCGGUCCUCGUGGUGGUGGCGGUGGCGCAAGUCCGUGUCAAUUUGGCGGGGCAUGCCCACAGUUUUGCCAACUAUCACGGACCCGUCGAAGGUCCGGCCCAAGAAGUGACCGUACACGACAAACACGGACAUCACCACGUCGACUACGUCGCCCACCCGAAAUACGAGUUCGCUUACGGAGUCGAGGAUCAUCACACCGGGGAUUACCACGGCCAGAAAGAGCACAGGGACGGUAAAAACGUCGCCGGUGAAUACACUCUCCACGAACCCGGCGGCAACGUGAGAACCGUAAAGUAUCACGCCGAUCAUCACGGAGGGUUCCAUGCCGUCGUGCACAAUAGCGGUGGCAACGAUCACUCGGGAGGAACUUACGGUGGCCACGGACACGGUCAUCACUAAAAUUCACCGAGCCAACUUGCGCGAAAUAACCUUAACAGAGCUUUCGACAAAAAGCUGGCCCAACUCGUCUCAUGAUCUUAUUGUUAAGUUUGAAAGCUGCUUUGUAUCGUGUACACCCGCGCUUCUCUUAUUGUUUGUUGAAUAAUUAAUAUAAACCAAGUUAUAUAACA